Molecule: messenger RNA, 2346 nt
Organism: Empidonax traillii (willow flycatcher)
Lineage: Eukaryota; Metazoa; Chordata; Aves; Passeriformes; Tyrannidae
Gene: CACTIN
Product: cactin, spliceosome C complex subunit
Exons: 10
Coding region: 1-2346 (781 amino acids)
Biological process (GO): mRNA cis splicing, via spliceosome; negative regulation of innate immune response
Cellular component (GO): cytoplasm; spliceosomal complex
Molecular function (GO): protein binding
Source: RefSeq, a predicted model, not a curated record
AUGGGUUCCGGUACGGGCAGCGCCGGCCGGGACCGGGACCGGGAUCGGGAUCGGGACAGGGAUCGGGACAGGGAUCGGGACAGGGAUCGAGAUCGGGACAGGGACAGGGACCGGGAGCGCUCCGGGAGCCGCGGAAGGCGCCGGCGCAGCCGGAGCCGCAGCCGCAGCCGCAGCCGCAGCCGUAGCCGGGAGCGCCGCCGGGAGCCGAGCUCAGGCUCCGACUCCGGGGGCGAGAGACAGAAAUGGAAGAAGAAAAAGAAGAGCAGCGGCAGCCGGGACCGGGACCGGGACCGGGACCGGGAGCGGGAGCGGGAGCGGGACCGGCCCCGUAAGGAGCGGAGGAAGCAUCGCUCGCGGUCCCGGGGCCGCUCGUCUGGCUCCAGCCCCGAGCGCGGCCGGAGCCGGGAGCGCAGCCGGGAGCGCCGCAGGAGAAGGGAUGGAUCCAAGUCCUCCGUGUCCUCCGUCAGCUCCGCGUCCCCGGCCCGGCCCCGCGGCCGCGAGGAGCCCGAGCAGACCCUGAGCCUGCAGGAGCGGCUGCGGCUCCGGGAGGAGAAGAAGAAGCAGGCGGCGCUGCUGAAGGCGCUGGAGACGCCCGAGGAGAAGAGGGCCAGGAGGUUGGCCAAGAAGGAGGCCAAGGAGAGGAAGAAGCGGGAGAAGAUGGGCUGGGGGGAGGAGUACAUGGGAUACACCAACACCGACAACCCCUUCGGGGACAACAACCUGCUGGGCACCUUCAUCUGGAGCAAGGCACUGGAAAAGAAAGGGAUCAGCCACCUGGACGAGAAGGACCUGAAGGAGAGGAACAAGCGAAUCCAGGAGGACAAUCGUCUGGAGCUGCAGAAGGUGAAGCAGCUGCGCCUGGAGCGGGAGCGGGAAAAGGCCAUGCGGGAGCAGGAGCUGGAGAUGCUGCAGCGGGAGAAGGAGGCAGAGCACUUCAAAACCUGGGAGGAGCAGGAGGACAACUUCCACCUGCAGCAGGCCAAGCUGCGCUCUAAGAUCCGGAUUCGGGAUGGGAGGGCAAAACCCAUCGACCUCCUGGCCAAGUACAUCAGUGCCGAGGACGACGACCUGGCCGUGGAGAUGCACGAGCCCUACACCUUCCUGAACGGCCUCACCGUGUCCGACAUGGAGGACCUGGUAGAGGACAUCCAGGUGUACAUGGAGCUGGAGCAAGGGAAGAACGUGGAUUUCUGGAGGGACAUGACCAUCAUCACGGAGGACGAGAUAGCCAAGCUCCGCAAGCUGGAGGCCUCUGGGAAAGGGGGCCCAGGGGAGCGCCGGGACGGUGUCAACGCCUCGGUGAGCUCGGAUGUGCAGUCGGUGUUCAAGGGCAAGACGUACAACCAGCUGCAGGCGCUGUACCAGGGCAUCGAGAGCAAGAUCCGAGCGGGAGGGCCCAACCUGGACAUCGGCUACUGGGAGAGCCUCCUGCAGCAACUGAAGGCUUACAUGGCUCGGGCCAGGCUGCGGGAGCGGCACCAGGACGUGCUGCGGCAAAAGCUCUACAAGCUGAAGCAGGAGCAGGGUGUGGAGAGUGAACCGCUCUUCCCCAUCAUCAAGCAGGAGCCAGCCUCCCCCAGCGACAGGCUGGAUCCUGAGGAGAGCCUUGAGGCACAGCCAGGGCCAUCCUCGGAGCCGGAGGCGGAGCAGGACACGGAGGCCAAGGGCGAGGGGGAAGGGGAGGCCGUGCUGAUGGAGGAGGAUCUGAUCCAGCAGAGCCUGGACGAUUACGACGCGGGCAAGUACAGCCCCCGCCUGCUGGGCCCCAACGAGCUGCCCUUCGACGCCCACGUGCUGGAGGCCGAGGAGGACACGCACCGGCUGCUGCUCCUGCGCCAGCAGCUCCAGGUGACAGGCGACGCCUCGGAGAGCACCGACGACAUCUUCUUCCGCAAGGCCAAGGAGGGCAUGGGCGCGGACGAGGCUCAGUUCAGCGUGGAGAUGCCGCUCACGGGCAAGGCCUAUCUCUGGGCUGACAAGUACCGGCCGCGCAAGCCCCGCUUCUUCAACCGCGUCCACACGGGCUUCGAGUGGAACAAGUACAACCAGACCCACUACGACUUCGACAACCCGCCCCCCAAGAUCGUGCAGGGCUACAAGUUCAACAUCUUCUACCCCGACCUCAUCGACAAGCGCUCGACACCCGAGUACUUCCUGGAGGCCUGCCAGGACAACAAGGACUUCGCCAUCCUGCGCUUCCACGCGGGGCCGCCCUACGAGGACAUCGCCUUCAAGAUCGUCAACCGGGAGUGGGAGUAUUCCCACCGCCACGGCUUCCGCUGCCAGUUUGCCAACGGCAUCUUCCAGCUCUGGUUCCACUUCAAGCGUUACCGUUACCGCCGGUGA